Dreissena polymorpha is the source of this 4965-nucleotide messenger RNA. Its product is annotated as Bardet-Biedl syndrome 4 protein homolog. Gene Ontology annotation, biological process: cilium assembly; protein localization to cilium. The transcript is spliced from 13 exons. NCBI's taxonomy places the organism in Eukaryota, Metazoa, Mollusca, Bivalvia, Myida, Dreissenidae. Gene Ontology annotation, molecular function: protein binding. Gene Ontology annotation, cellular component: ciliary basal body. The coding region runs from base 52 to 2034 and encodes 660 amino acids. The record is from RefSeq and is a predicted model, not a curated record.
AAGAAAUACCGUUUCUGCGGUCCGGGAAUAUUUACAUUGGUUACUUCCGAUAUGGCAGGAUUAGAAAAAGCACCACCAAUUCCAGAUAAAGACGAGUUGGAUGAGGAGGGUCAGACUGUCAUUUCUGUGGACACGCCCUCUGGCAAAGAGGGGCCUGGGGCUGUGCCCUCAGUCCCUGAUGUUCCUGUCCAGUCCAGGGCAAAACCAAGGAAAGCACCUGACAUCCCGAUCUUUGAACGUCGUAACUGGCUGAUCCAUCUCCACUAUGUCCGCAAGGAGUACGAGCAGUGUAAGAACAUCAUUAAGGAGCAGCUGGCGGAGUCCGGGGGCAUGUGUGAAUAUGCUGUCUAUGUGCAAGCUUUGAUACUGCGUAUGGAGGGCAAGAUACAGGAGUCUUUGGAGUUGUUCCAGACCUGUGCUCUGCUCAACACGUCCAGCGGGGACAACCUCAAACAAGUGGCCCGAUCCCUGUUUCUGUUGGCGCGGCACAAGGCAGCCAUUGACGUCUACAAUGAGGCAGAGAAACUUAGUGUCAAUGAUUGGGAAAUUUGCCACAAUAAAGGAGUAUGUCACAUGUACUUGCGUGAAAUGGACAAGGCCAAGGAAUGUCUUCAGAAAGCCAUUGGUUUCAAGCGCCAUGAAAUCUCCUAUGUAAUGCUUGGCAAGAUUUUCCUGAUCAAAGGUGACAUAGCGGGGGCUAUUGAGAUCUACAAACAAGCUGUCGAAUUUUCUCCAGAGAAUCCCGACAUGCUGACUACAUUGGGGCUGCUGUACAUGCAGGUUGGUCAGUACCAGAAGGCGUUUGAAUGUCUCGGUAACGCCAUGACCUAUGACCCGAUGCACGUCAAGGCCAUCAUGGCAGCCGGGAGUAUGAUGCAAGGUCACGGUGACUUUGAUGUUGCCCUCACCAAGUACCGAAUUGCUGCAGUUGCAUCCCCUGAGAGUCCGCCGCUGUGGAACAACAUUGGGAUGUGCUUUUUUGGGAAAAAGAAAUAUGUGGCUGCUAUCAGCUGUUUGAAGCGCGCCAACUACCUGGCACCCUUCGACUGGAAGAUCCUCUACAACCUCGGUCUGGUUCAUCUCACCAUGCAACAGCACGCGUCAGCCUUCCACUUCCUGUCGGCCGCCAUCAACCUACGACCCAAAAUGGCGCAACUCUUCAUGCUUCUUGCAACUGCUCUGUCUCAUUUGGAUGACCCCGAGAACGCCAGACAGGCUUAUGAACAGGCACAGACUCUAGACCAAAAAGACCCGAUGAUUUCGCUGAACUAUGCCGUCUUCCUCUUCAACCAAACCGAUAAGAAAGCAGCGCAGAAACAGUUUUCAAACUUUGAGUCUAAGGUCAAAGCGUUAAAAGACAAAACUAGCCAAGCUUUCACGGACCCAGAGGUUCAAGAUAUAGCCAGCAAGCUGGCUGCAGCCUUACAAGUAGGAGAGAGCCUGGUUCUGAAAGCUGAAUCAGUUAAGAAAUCUCAGGACCAAACUCAAGUGAAGCGACCAAUCAGUGACGACUCCGGUCUUGCAGGACUCAAGGAGCCGGAACCAGACCGUUCUGAAAUAUUCACCCCAGGAUUGCGACCUGUGACGUCAACCAAUGUUGAUGCCGACAUCGCCCCCACUCCUGAUAUCCCGGAAACUCCUGCACCCAGAUUCCCGCCAAAUCGGGACGAAAUCUUGGAGACGCCGCUGCCGAAUUUAGACGGGGAUGACGAAGGUUACCAACCUCCCCCUACCCCGACAUUUCACCCCCCACCUGGCGAACCUAUUUUGCAGAAACGGGAAGGAGAUUUAUCGACGCUACCGACGCCGUUUGGUAAGAGCAUCCCUCCACUUCCGUUCAAGCUCGGCGGUGCGGGGAGACUCGCGCCAGUUCAAGCUCAAGGUCACUCCAUCCCUGACCUUGACAAUCUGCCGAGUCCCCCGGGCGACGACCUACCCCCCACAUACGAUGAAGUGGAAAUGGCCGACAAGUUGUCGGGGAAGAAGAAAAAGAAGAAAACGCAAGAAGCGAGAGCACAGUUGGAGCCACUGUAAACUGAUUUUUCGCAAAUGUAAACUUAUUUUUGCAUAUGUUAACUUAUUUUCGCAGAUGUUAACUUAUAUUCACAGCUUUUAUUUCCGUCCUUUCAGUGGAUUUCUUCUUUUUGAGUGUAUGGUGUGAUUCUCAAAAUGUUUCUUGUUCUAAUGGAGCUUUUAAAUCAGAAAGGUGUUUGGGUUCAGUGUUUGCGGAGAGGGUUACAUUACAGAACCAGAAAGGUGGCGGGAUAUACAGCAUUUCUGUCCCCUGAUGUGAUUUCAAAAUUACAUCCCUGGUUUUAGUGCUGCUACACAUUUUGUGAGUUGUGUGUCUUUAAAGUAUUUUUUCUAUACAAAGAACUUUGUUGGUAAUAUAUAUCUGAUUAAAGGGACAUAUUCAUGGUUUGGCAAAAUGACAAUUUCAAAAAAAAUACAUGGAUUUUGACAUAAAUUUAAUUACUAAAUAUAAACUAGCGAAAUCACACUUCUGAAUUAAAAAAUGUUUAAAAUAUAAAUUCUUAAAUGGAUAAUCAAUAACUGGAAUUAAAAAAAACUGUAAUGCUUUUCAUUACCAACAUAGUGUUAAACUAACUCAGGCCCUAAAAUGCAUGGGUGUUGUUGUGGUAGAGAGCUAUAUGUUGCUUUGAGAGGUCCCAGGAUCGAUCUCAAGGGAUGGCACUUGUUAAUUGUUGUACACUAUCCCAAAUGUAACAGUUUGUAGGUGAAUGAAUUUAAUAUCAUUGGUCAAAAAUACAAAAAUCUGUUUACAAGUCCAUUUAAAACAAUGACCUUGAUAUUUGAUUGUAUAAUUAUAUUAAUUGUAUGCUUAAUCAAUUAGUGUGUUUGUAUUUAUUGUAUGUAAAUUCUUCUAGAUUAAAUAUAUAGUUAAUUACUUGUAAUUAUUCACACAAAGUUUUUUUAAGGUUGCUUCAUUUUUAUAAAGUCAAAUAUAUCAACGAUUUUUGACGAUCUUGUUUGUAUUGUUUUGAACAGUGGAAGAGAUUUGUUUCUAGUGUAGUUGUUAUUUUUUCCAUAUAUUAGGUAGUAGAAUUACGUGAAAUAUAAUACGUCUUGUAACUUUUAUCUUAUUGUUCUUCAUCGUAUAGAGUUUAUAUUAGAUAUGGGUCGUGCUUUGUGGAAAAAGGGGUUUAAUGCACAGGCUAAUCAGGGACGACACUGUGCGCUUGUAUGAUAUUUUUCGUUCAAGAGUGUCUCUUCUUAGCAAAAAUCGAAUAAAGGCGGAAAAUUGGGUUCGGGGUUAGCCUGUGCAGAAUGUUCAGGCUAAUCAGGGACGACACUUUACACACAUGCAUUAAACCCCCUUGUCACAGGCUAAUCAGGGACGACACUUUACACACAUGCAUUAAACCCCCUUGUCACAGGCUAAUCAGGGACGACACCUUACACACAUGCAUUAAACCCCCUUGUCACAGGCUAAUCAGGGACGACACUUUACACACAUGCAUUAAACCCCCUUGUCACAGGCUAAUCAGGGACGACACCUUACACACAUGCAUUAAACCCCCUUGUCACAGGCUAAUCAGGGACGACACUUUACACACAUGCAUUAAACCCCCUUGUCACAGGCUAAUCUGGGACGACACUUUACACACAUGCAUUAAACCCCCUUGUCACAGGCUAAUCUGGGACGACACCUUUACACACAUGCAUUAAACCCCCUUGUCACAGGCUAAUCAGGGACGACACUUUACACACAUGCAUUAAACCCCCUUGUCACAGGCUAAUCAGGGACGACACCUUACACACAUGCAUUAAACCCCCUUGUCACAGGCUAAUCUGGGACGACACUUUACACACAUGCAUUAAACCCCCUUGUCACAGGCUAAUCAGGGACGACACCUUACACACAUGCAUUAAACCCCCUUGUCACAGGCUAAUCUGGGACGACACCUUACACACAUGCAUUAAACCCCCUUGUCACAGGCUAAUCAGGGACUACACCUUACACACAUGCAUUAAACCCCCUUGUCACAGGCUAAUCAGGGACGACACUUUACACACAUGCAUUAAACCCCCUUGUCACAGGCUAAUCUGGGACGACACCUUACACACAUGCAUUAAACCCCCUUGUCACAGGCUAAUCAGGGACUACACCUUACACACAUGCAUUAAAUCCCCUUGUCACAGGCUAAUCAGGGACGACACCUUACACACAUGCAUUAAACCCCCUUGUCACAGGCUAAUCAGGGACGACACCUUACACACAUGCAUUAAACCCCCUUGUCACAGGCUAAUCAGGGACGACACUUUACGCACAUGCAUUAAACCCCCUUGUCACAGGCUAAUCUGGGACGACACCUUACACACAUGCAUUAAACCCCCUUGUCACAGAGCAUGGUCCAUGUUUUUUUCCCACAUAAUAAGAGGUCCGCGCUUUGUCAUUUUGUGAAAUAGUGGAUUGAAAAAAAGAUGUUAUUUUUUAUCAAUAUUAUUUACUGUAUGAUAUAAAUUGUUGUCAAAUAAAUUAAAAACCGCCCUGCAUUUACAACGAACCGUUUGACUUCCUUAUAAUGCAGUAUAAUACAGUUUGUCUUCCUUAUAAUGCAGUAUACUCUUUAUUUAACGCCUAUGUUGACAUUUUGUUUUAAGUGAACAUCAAAAAAUGUAUUGUACUAUUCAAAGUAGGGAUGGGACCGACUAUUCGAAAAUCGGCUGAAUAUUCGAAUCCAAAGGUCAUAUUCGAAUAUUCUAUUUUUAUGCAAAGAUACAAAGACAAGACAUUAUAUAUAGAUUUUAUGUGUGGUAUUAUCAAUCAUUUCUUAUGCUUUAUUUUCUUAAUGCGCAAAAUCUUAUUUCACUACACUUGAUUUGUGUAUGUGGACUUUACUGUAUCGUGUAUUGUUAAAGAUAAUUAAGUAUUUGUUCACUUAGACCUAAUUUUGGCUAAUUAUAUGAAAGGUGUGUAAUAAAUUAAUUCAUGUGAAAUUG